AUGGUAUCUUUACGCUCAGACAGUACCAGAGGUUUGAACCCGGUACCUAUCACUUCUGUCACAUAUCUAGGAGCAAUCGUCGUCUUUUUACUGGGUAGCAAUCUGCGUGGGUUACCAGAGUUCAAACAGCCGGGCCCUGGAGCUUGGUUACCAGAGACUCUCUCCAGUGCCAGUCACAUCCCCACCUUUAUCACCAUGGCAGCUUGGGGAGAACAUUACGUACGUCGCUUUGCAGAGGUGUUGUUUGUGCAUAACUACAAACGCAAAAUGACAUGGGUGGAGAGUUUUGGCGCACCGCUAUAUUACUGGCUAUUCGGCUUUUUUAUUGGCUGGUCCGUUAACUACAAGCUCUCUUACCACAGCCCUCAUUUGGGAUUUUACUGUGCCGGAUUAGCUUUGUUCAUCGCUGGCGAAGUAGGUAACUGUGUUUGUCACGUGAUGCUUAAAAACUUAAGGAAACCACCAGAUUCAGCCGAUGAGACGCCAUCUUUGCCAACCUCCAGCCACGUUAUUCCUCGUGGAUUUCUGUUUGAACUGGUCUCGUGUCCCCACUACUUCUGUGAGAUUGUUACCUGGUUUGGAUUCCUCAUGAUGACGUUUACAUUAGCAGUGGCUUUGUUCCUUCUGGCCUCCGUUAUAACUCUGAUUUCAUUAUCAAAGGACAAACAUAAAGCCUAUACAGAUGAGUUUAAUGGAGACAACGGCAAGGAAAUGUACCCACCAUCUAGAAAAGCACUCAUACCUUUUAUACUUUGA
Molecule: messenger RNA, 756 nt
Organism: Liolophura sinensis
Lineage: Eukaryota; Metazoa; Mollusca; Polyplacophora; Chitonida; Chitonidae
Product: very-long-chain enoyl-CoA reductase-like
Exons: 1
Coding region: 1-756 (251 amino acids)
Biological process (GO): lipid metabolic process
Molecular function (GO): oxidoreductase activity, acting on the CH-CH group of donors
Source: RefSeq, a predicted model, not a curated record